AUGUACUCCCACUAUGAGGCACAGGCCGUCAGCUGGAGUCUUGUGUGCGACAGCUGCUGUGAGCCACACACUCAGAGGCCCGGACCGCACUUGGCCAAGGAAGCCAACAGAAAAUCCCUGUAUAUGACAGAAGGCCGUCAGUGCAAGAUUGAUCUCCUCGAUGACAGGAAGCUUGAUCUUCUGGUCCAGCCCAAAUUGUUAUCGCGUGAGUUGUUAGAUUUGGUUGCAUCCCAUUUCAACUUAAAAGAAAAAGAGUACUUUGGGCUAUGCUUCAUAGAUGACACGGGCCAAAGGAACUGGCUCCAGCUGGAUCGUAAAGUCCUAGACCAUGCUUUCGCCAAAACCUCUGGUAAUCUGGAACUAAAGUUCCUUGUAAGAUUUUUCAUUGAACGGAUAACCUACCUGAAAGAUAACAUCACAGUGGAACUAUUCUUCUUAAAUGCUAAAUCUUUAGUCUAUAACGAGACCAUCGAAGUGGAGAGUGGACAUGUCUUCAAAUUAGCGGCACUUGCUCUGCAGGAAGCAAAGGGAGACUAUGAAAGCUGCGAAACCUCCAGGUCUAACCUAAAACAGCUGCCGGUCCUACCCACACGAGUCCUGAGGGAGCAUCCAUCUCUCACAUAUUGUGAGGACCGGGUCAUUGAACACUACAAGAAGUUCAAGGGACUAUCCCGAGGACAAGCGAUUGUCAAGUAUCUGGCCCUGGUGGAGUCUUUGCCCACAUAUGGAGUCCAUUACUACCCAGUAAAGGAUAAGCAGGGGAUCCCAUGGUGGCUUGGAGUCAGCUACAAAGGCGUCGGCCAAUACGACUUACAGGACAAGCUUAAGCCAAGAAAGCCGGGAUUUGAUAAGAAAGGGACAGAAAAAGGAGCUUAUACGUUGUACCAGUGGAAGCAGCUGGAGAAUCUGUACUUUCGUGAGAAGAAGUUUGCAGUGGAGGUGAACGACCCGCACAGAAGAACAGUGACCAAACGGACAUUUGGACAAGCUGGCCUGGUGAUUUACUCAUGGUACGCCAGCCAUUCUCUGAUUAAGACCAUCUGGGCGAUGGCCAUUAGUCAGCACCAGUUUUACUUGGACAGAAGACAAAGCAAAGCUACGAUGACUACAGCCAGAAGCACCGGUGACAUUGCUGUGGACCUCACAGAAAUCCACGCUCCACGCAUCGCUAAGCUCUCCAAAAUGGAAAGCAAAGACCAGCUCAUUAUGGCCAGCAACGGCAGCCUCAUUUCAGCCGGUUCAGGCGAGUCCGAGGUGAGCGAGGAGCAGAAGAAAGAGAAACUGUCCGAGCUGAAAAAGAAGGAGAAAAAACUUCACGAUGCUCUGGCGCUGAAGCUGGAAGAGCUGAAGAAAAUCUGUCUGCGAGAGUCUGAGCUUACAGGAAAAUUGCCUAAAGAUUAUCCUUUAGCGGCUGGGGAAAAAGCUCCUCAAGUCCGCCGGCGUGUUGGGACAGCAUUUAAGUUAGACGACCUGUUCCCGUAUGAUGAGGAUCCACACCUGAGAAAUCUGGAGAGCAGAUUUGCUCUGCAGCAGAAGAUCGUAGAAGCUGCCCUGAAAUUAUCCAACGAGGCCGACCUGUGCAAGACGGUCAAGAAGAAAAGAAAGUGCAACUUUUUAGACGCCAUGAGGAAGUUGGAGGAGAUCGAGAAGGAGAUUAAUGCAUACAGGGUUAUGAAGGGGAGGAUACCCACGCAACGAGCAUCUCUCAUAUUAGCAGAUGAUGUGAACAUUUCAGAACUCAGCUCCUUAUCAGACAGCCUCACUCUGGAUGACGAUGAGGAGCUCGGUUCCCAGAGGCAGAGGUCCAGGUCUGUGCAGUACUCGCCCCGACCGCAUCACGUCGACGCGCUGGACAUCCACUACAGCAGAGACCAACCAUGUUCAGCCAACGACCAGCAGGCCGACAGCAGAUUAAAUUGUGGCCAGGAUCCGUACUAUUACACUAACUGCGAUCCCUUGUCAAGCCUUGCCAGCCCGUACAAACAGCCCUGCAGGCAGCCACGUGACGCACGGAGCAUGCCACCCACCCCCGUCCUCACCCGCAACGCCUACAGCAGCACCCAGCUCAGGUCAGAGGAACCAUCUCAGCACUUUCGUCAGCGCAGCGGCAGUCUGGAGUCGCAGUCUCAGUAUCCAGAACCAGAGCCUCCGAUGCCCACAUAUGUCUUCAAUCCAGCACGUCGCAGCAACAGCACUGAGGUCCUGGACGACGGCUCCUCCUACACCAGCCAGUCCAGCGUGGAGUACAGCGUCCCGGGCCACCACAACCCACGCCGCAGGAUUCGUGGGCGCCACAAAAAGGAUCUAUACGCAAACAGCGGGAGCAUGCCCAAUCUGGCACAGCCGGACACGCGCUCCUCCUACGCUUACCAACCCCGGGCGCGCCCAUCCACCACCGCAUACUAUGUCACCGGAUACCCUUCCUACGCCGAUCCCGAGCCGUACUGCAAUGGCACCUACAUGUACGACAACGAGAUGGAAGGACAUUACAGCGUGAACGCGUACCACCCGCACUCCUCGGCCUAUCACAACAGCGACAUGCACGGGUACUACACCAGCGACGAGGUGGACAGUAUGCACAACCUUUACGCCACGCUGAGGCCGCCCAGAAACCGCCCAGCCCCCCGACCCAACGAGGACCAUGUGAAGAACGUGAAGAAGGCAGUUGUGGCGGGGCAUCUGAGAGACUGGUACCAGCGCAACGCCACACAAAAACAGCCCACAUACAGCUACGACUAUGACAGAGGCUCCCAUCCCAGCAUGGGCUACCAGACCAUGCCCGCGCCGUACUGCCACAGCAACCGAAACAUCGCCUACUCCACAGUGUCUUCUUCGGAGAACUGGCACGGGAGCGUGUCUGGGAGUAUGCUGGAGUAUGACUUGCCCGUGCAUGCGCAUCAGUCCUACUCGUACAACUCUGUCCCCUACAGCCACGCAGCCCACAGCAGGUCCUACAUCGACGUCAGCCAUUGCGAGACCCGCACGGCGACGGCCCACCCAAUGCACCCAGGCAUGAGCCCGGCCGAGCAGAUUUACUGGCACGAAGAGUCCAAACCAGGAACUAUUGUCUAG
Molecule: messenger RNA, 3072 nt
Organism: Knipowitschia caucasica
Lineage: Eukaryota; Metazoa; Chordata; Actinopteri; Gobiiformes; Gobiidae
Source: the annotation of a GenBank genome assembly